UUUAAGUAGCAAUUUGGUCUCUUUUUUUUCAACUAAAACUAAAGUGAAAUCCAGUGUUUUGUGGGCCAACGAUGUUUACAAAAUACGUGUGAACGCAUACAACUGCUUAGGAUGAAUUAUGUGAAUCGUUACCGGUAUUCAGUGGCCUACAACAUGGCAACGUAAGAUAAAUCAUGCGCUCACAACUAUUUUCAACCGCAUUACCUUACCGUGAUAACUAGGUUGACAAACAAAAACAUGUUUGUUAGUAAUAGAUGAACGACAUCUCAGUUUUCAAGGAACUCGUUUGCCAAAUGACGCACAUCAUGACAUCGAUUCCCGUAACAAAAGUGCCAAAGGCUAAAACGAAGAAGACACUUAAGCGGUUAAUGCUCGCGAAUCUCGAGGAGCCAAUUUUGCGAACUAUCGAUGAGAGGGCUGAUAAGCUGAUAGAAAACAAACUGGUCAGCUAUUUGAAAGAAUUCAAAAAUAGGGGUGAGAUCAGACGGCGAGUUAUGCUUGGAUUAAAUAGCAUAACACGUGGUGUUGAAUCCUGUAGUGAUAAUUUGAAAGUGGUUCUUCUCAAUGCCAAUGUCCGACCAGAGAGACUUGUUAUUCACCUCCAACAAUUGUGUGUUCAUAAAGGCAUUCCUGUGGCGGCAGUUCGAGCGAUGGAUAGCAUUGCAAGAGUGCUACAAAACACUGUUAAAGCAUUGAAGACAAAUAUAACCGCCGUGGGUCUCCUUGGAGGUUGCUCUCCCGAACUUGUAAAAGAAAUCAUAGGCGCUUUGCCCCCAGUGGAAGUCCAGCACGUGGAAAUAUUGUCACCAAGCCCGCCCCCACCGGCAUCACCUCCUCCGUGCCCCAAGGUUGAUUUUAGGAAAUUAUUAGUUGAGACGAAAGAUGCAGAUAUGAAAGAUCUUGCCUCCGAUACAGGAAGUGAAGAGCCAGCCGGUAACAGAUCAACCGUUGGUCGUUUCGGGACAGAUCUGGUCGACCUUACAGAAGGCUGCAUACCGUUUGUUGACUACAACAGUUUCAUUGGAAGCAAUCGAUCAUUGGAAAUGGGAAUUCGAGAACCUCUUAACCAAUACGCGCCGUCAACGUCUGGUUAUAAACCGCCGGUUUUUAAGAUGAGAUAAUGACACUUCUGGCAUACAGCUCAACGUUUUUUUGGUGUAAUGCUCGUUUAUUAUCGCUCAAUAAAGUCACAUGCUAACAUAAAUAUAACGUUCUGUUAUUAUUGACUGUAGUUUAUCUUAACGUGUCCAGUUGUGCGGCACAUAGUUCAAAAUUAUUUUCAAGAACAAUCUUUGGCGAAAAAUACUUUUCUGUA
This is a messenger RNA of Varroa destructor (honeybee mite), 1315 nucleotides long. RefSeq lists its product as uncharacterized. The record is from RefSeq and is a predicted model, not a curated record. Gene Ontology annotation, biological process: tRNA 5'-leader removal. Lineage: Eukaryota; Metazoa; Arthropoda; Arachnida; Mesostigmata; Varroidae. Gene Ontology annotation, cellular component: fibrillar center; ribonuclease MRP complex; nucleolar ribonuclease P complex. Gene Ontology annotation, molecular function: ribonuclease P activity; ribonuclease P RNA binding.